Molecule: messenger RNA, 300 nt
Organism: Eruca vesicaria subsp. sativa (arugula)
Lineage: Eukaryota; Viridiplantae; Streptophyta; Magnoliopsida; Brassicales; Brassicaceae
Source: the annotation of a GenBank genome assembly
AUGCUAGAAAUGGGUUAUGUGCCUAGCACGUAUUAUGCUCUUCGUAAUGAACGCGUGGAGAAGGAGAAUAAGGAAGAAUGGAUUUUUGGUUACAAAGAAGAAGUCGCGGUUGUUAUGAAGCUUAUUAACUCGAAGCCUCGAUCUCCAGUCACUGUGAUUAGUAAUUUUCGCAUUUGUCCUGAUUGCCACAAUGCAUUGAAGUUUAUGUCGGAGAUAACUGGGAGAGAGCUGAUUAAGCGAGAUAGAAAGAGAUAUCACCACUUCAAUAAAGGCAUCUGCGGGUGCAACGAUCUCUGGUGA